UCUUCUCGCCAUCUCUUCGCUAAAAUCCGCGUCUCACCCCCUCCAACUUCCCGUCCUAAAAGCCCAAAGCGGGUUCUUUUCAUCUAUGAGAUCGUCUCUGUGGCCGGGAAAAGCUCGUCAUUGGCUCGCAAUUCCAGCUUCUCAGUUUUAUACAAUGGCCGACGCACUUCUCAGCCUUGCUGGUGAGAUCGCAACCAUGGGCACCUCCUUAGCGACAGAAAGCAUCCGCCUUGCACGCAAGGUGUCGCUCCUCAUUCACCUUCUUGAGGAAAUUCGGGACUUUGCUGCGCAAAGCGGUGGCCAAACUGCGUCAAGCUCGUCGGCGGCGUCUUCUCCGUGGUCGUGCUUGGCGGAUCUGGCAUUUGCACUCCAAGCGGUGAAGAAGUUCCUGUUGCUCUCUGGAUGGAAGAGUGCCGGAAAGAAUUCCAAUCUGGAAUCGGUGACCAAGAAGUUGGCAAUCCAGUACCAGUAUGUGACAUGGCAAUUGGAGAAAGUCCUAGGAAACAUAUCCUAUGAGCAUUUUAAAAUAUCUGAUGAAGUCCAGGAGGAGGUUGAACUGGUUCUUGCCCAACUGAGAAGGGAGAUUGAAAAGAUUGGAGUAGAAAAUCUGCAUAUUUUCCAAGAAAUUUACAAUAUGCUGACUUCUGCAAAUGUCAAAGAUUUUAAACAGCAGCGUUCAUUUAAAUUGCAAUCAACAAAUAGCAACACAACUGGCUUUGUUGAUAGGGAGCUGCGAGACAUGGUUACUGGUCUUGCAGAAGUCAAUGGAAAAUAUAAUUAUGACACUGCGAGAAUGACGCUCAAAUUGAUGGAUAGACUUAAGAGGACCAGCCAUGUUGAUCAGUUUAAAAAUGAGAAAUCUGGAAUCAGGUUAAGUAAUUCAGAAAGGAGCACAGUAGAUGAUAAGCAACGUGAUUCUCUGGAGAUUCCCGAGGAUUUCCUCUGCCCAAUAUCCCUUGAGCUCAUGAGGGAUCCCGUUAUUGUCUCUACAGGCCAGACUUAUGAACGUUCUUUUAUCCAGAGAUGGAUAGAUUGUGGUAAUGGUACCUGUCCUAAGACUCAGCAGAAGCUUCAGAACCAUACGCUGACACCUAACUAUGUCUUGAGAAGUCUCAUCAUGCAGUGGUGUGAGGCUAAUAAGAUUGAGCAGCCAUAUAGACUGGCAAAUGGGCGUAUGAGAAGCGAUGGUACAUUUUCUGAGAUCACUGGAGAGAGAUCCUUUAUUAAUAAUCUUGUUUCUAAACUCACCAGCUGGUCCAGAGAUGAGCAGAGAUCAGCUGCAGCUGAAUUAAGAUCACUGGCAAAACGGAGCACAAAUAACAGAAAACUGAUAGCUGAAGCUGGAGCUAUCCCUGUGCUGGUUAGCCUCUUGUUGGUGGAUGACAAGAAGACACAAGAGCAUGCAGUGACAUCUCUCCUUAACCUUUCCAUCUAUGAGCACAACAAGGAAGUAAUAAUGCUUGCCGGAGCAGUUCUUCCAAUUAUUCAUGUCUUGAGAGAUGGAAACAUGGAGGCGAGGGAGAAUGCCUCGGCUGCUAUUUUUAGUCUGUCGCUUAUUGAUGAGAACAAAAUAACCAUUGGUGGGACACCUGGAGCUAUAGAAGCACUUGUAGAAUUGCUCGACAAUGGAAGCGCUAGGGGUAAGAAGGAUGCAGCGUCUGCUCUGUUCAACUUAUGUAUUUAUCAGGGAAACAAAUCAAGAGCUGUGAGAGCUGGUGUUGUAAGAGCUUUAGUUAAGAUGCUUGAGGAUUCCUCAACCAGUGGCAUGGUGGAUGAAGUACUGACCAUUUUGUCUGUUCUUGUGAGCCACAAAGAGGGAAAGGUAGCUAUUUCAAGAGCUAAUACAAUCCCACUUCUUAUUGAUCUUCUGAGAACUGGGCAGCCACGCAAUAAGGAGAAUGCAACUGCAAUAUUGCUUGCAUUAUGUAAAAAGGACUCUAAAAACCUUGCUUGUAUAGGAAGGAUGGGAGCCGUUGUUCCUCUAACCGAGAUUUCAAAGACCGGUACAGAGAGGGCAAAGCGCAAGGCCACUUCUCUUCUUGAGCACAUGCAGAAGCUGCAGAUUCUUUGACUGAAUCUUUCUCGUAGGUACCUACCUAACUUUUUUCAGUUCUUCCUGUGUAAAUAACAAAGCAGGACGUGAAUAUUGGGAUUUCAAGUUUUUGUAUUCUUUCCAAUUAUUUCAUUCUUUGAGAGAUUAUGUGAGGCUUUCUAUUUUUGAGAAAUGCCUUACAGUUUGUUCUUUUAUUCAUUUCAACUGUAAUUAGAUGUUGCCUCAAGGCUACAUCAUGUUUUUUCAUUCUUGCUCCAAUUUCAGAUUGAUUCUUUUUCUUUCAGCUUUAACU
Molecule: messenger RNA, 2345 nt
Organism: Dendrobium catenatum
Lineage: Eukaryota; Viridiplantae; Streptophyta; Magnoliopsida; Asparagales; Orchidaceae
Product: U-box domain-containing protein 10
Exons: 4
Coding region: 86-2071 (661 amino acids)
Biological process (GO): protein ubiquitination
Cellular component (GO): cytoplasm; nucleus
Molecular function (GO): protein binding; ubiquitin-protein transferase activity
Source: RefSeq, a predicted model, not a curated record